Plasmopara halstedii is the source of this 1017-nucleotide messenger RNA. RefSeq names its product gdp-mannose transporter. The transcript has a single exon. The record is from RefSeq and is a predicted model, not a curated record. NCBI's taxonomy places the organism in Eukaryota, Oomycota, Peronosporomycetes, Peronosporales, Peronosporaceae. Gene Ontology annotation, cellular component: Golgi apparatus; membrane. Gene Ontology annotation, molecular function: antiporter activity; GDP-mannose transmembrane transporter activity. The coding region runs from base 1 to 1017 and encodes 338 amino acids.
AUGCCACCUAAAAAGGAUCACACCGCAGGCUCGUUCGUACUGUCAAUCAUCUCGUGUCUUGUAUACAGCAUUAUGUCCAAUGUGAUGGUGCUAACAAAUCGCUAUUUGUUGGGCAAGAAAUACUAUGGCUUCGAUGAAAAGUUUUUCGUCGUGGCAGUCCAAGCUGGUGUAGCAGUUCUCGUACUAGAGCUGGCUAAGAUACAAAAGCUUAUUUCGUAUGAUCCAUACGAUAGUUUAGUUGCACGAAAGUGGGCGCCUGUGACGUUUUUUUUCGUCGCCAUGCUAUACACGAGUAUGCAGGCUACAGCAGGACUUCCCAUUCACAUUGUCACGGUAUUCAAAAACGUGACAAAUAUUAUCAUCGUCUUUGGCGAGUGGCGCUUCUUUGGUGAGCGCGUGGGUUGUCUCGUACUUUUGAGUCUUGGUGUCAUGCUCAUGGGUGCUGUCAUGUCCUCCUACAGCGACGUGGGCGGCAAGGCCACACCAUCAACGAUCUCAGGAUACUUUUGGAUGUUGCUUAAUUGUGCUUCCACCGCUGCUUACGUGUUAUACAUGCGUUACGCCACAACACGCUCAUCGUUAAAGAUCUCAAAAUUUGGCAUGGCAUUUUACAACAAUCUCAUCUCAUUGCCGCUACUGACACCAGCGCUCGUCCUUAAUGGCGAAGCGUUCACAGUCUGGAGCAACCCAUUGUUACGUAACUUUAACUUUGCCACGAUGCUCUUUAUCAGCGGCAUACUCGGUGUUGGACUUAACCUCGCGUCUUUCUGGUGUGUGUCUGCCACGUCAGCGACAACGUACGCAACUGUGGGUGGAUUAAACAAAAUCCCAACGACUUUUAUCGGGGUGUUGCUUCUGGGUGAAUCUUUGAAGCCGGACACAGCCAUCUACGUCACAUUUGGAAUGGUAGGCGGUAUUCUUUACGGUUACGCUAAGUUUAAAGAAAGCGAGGCAGCCAAGAAGCACAAGGCUGCACUGGAAGCGCUCCCACAGACCACCCAUGACAGCAAGGCAUAG